This is a messenger RNA of Pocillopora damicornis (cauliflower coral), 1983 nucleotides long. Its product is annotated as blastula protease 10. NCBI's taxonomy places the organism in Eukaryota, Metazoa, Cnidaria, Anthozoa, Scleractinia, Pocilloporidae. The record is from RefSeq and is a predicted model, not a curated record. Gene Ontology annotation, molecular function: zinc ion binding; metalloendopeptidase activity. Gene Ontology annotation, biological process: proteolysis. Gene Ontology annotation, cellular component: membrane.
GACGAGAUGCUGGUCUGUAUGAAGGAGACAUGAGACUAACGAUUGAUCAAGCACUAAUGAUCGAGAGUGGCGAGGUCAGAGGAUCAAUUAAAACUGGAAAAUGGCCUGAAGCUGAGCUGGCAUACGAAAUUGAUCCUUCUCUGAGUUCGCAGUCGAGGGCGAUGGCCGUUAUCCAGAGUGCAAUGCGCGAGUGGGAGCAGAAAACUUACGUACGCUUUAAGAAAAGAACCACAGAGACCGCUUACGUCUCAUUCUUUAAAGGUUCCGGGUGUUGGUCCUAUGUUGGAAGAACCGGCAGGAAGCAACAAUUGUCAUUGGCCAGUGGAUGUUGGUAUCACGGCAUUGUGAUCCAUGAAAUAGGUCAUGCACUUGGCUUUUAUCAUGAACAGUCUCGCCCUGAUCGAGACCAACACGUGACCAUUUUGUGGGAAAACAUCAGAGAGGCUAACAAACACAACUUCAAGAAGUACAGCACCAGUAUUAUUGACUCUCAUCAAACUCCUUAUGAUUAUGGAUCUAUCAUGCAUUACUCAUCUAGGGCAUUUUCAAAGAACGGAAAGCCAACAAUAGCGGUGGCCAAUGGGGCGACCAUUGGCCAACGCAAGGGACUGAGUCCGAUCGAUGCGAAACAAAUGAGCCGACGUUACUUCUGUCAGUCAGCUCCUGUCAAACCCUCAGGCUCAAAUUGCAACUUUGACAACGGACUCUGCACUGGAUGGACCCAAUCAAUAUCAGAUCAAUUUGAUUGGAGGGUUUAUAGUGGCUCAACUCCAUCGCGAGGGACAGGACCUUCUGCGGAUCAUUCUGGUUCAGGGAAGUACAUUUAUAUCGAGACAUCUCACCCACGAAAAGCCAAUGAAAAAGCAAUAAUCAAUUUUAGUGGAUAUUCCGGUGGCUCAGCCUGUCUUGCUUUCUAUUAUCAUAUGUACGGUGAUAAUGUCAAUCAACUGAACGUGUACCUCGGAAGUUCAAAGGUUUUCGCCAAGGCUGGUAACCAGGGAAAUGAAUGGAAGAAAGCUCAAGUGUCGAUAAAUGGAGGAGGAAACAUCGUUUUCGAAGGAAUCCGUGGAAGUGGCUGGCAAGGAGACAUUGCCAUUGAUGAUUUCUCCUUAACCGUGGGGUCAUGUGAAGAAGGAAUCCCAGACCCACCCGGUCCAACCACACCACCUCCUCCUGGUAACUGCGGAUUAAAGCCAAGUGUUCGUAUUGUCGGGGGGACAGUAGCUGCACAAAACAGUUGGCCUUGGCAGGCAAUGUUGCGGACUACGUCUGGAUUUCCAUUCUGUGGUGGCUCAUUAAUAGCACCUCAAUGGGUAGCCUCCGCUGCUCACUGUGUUCGAGGGAAGUCGCCUAGUAGCCUAAUGAUAAGAUUGGGUGCUCACAGAAGAAUCGGUAGGGUCGGAACGGAGCAAGACUUCAAGGUUGUCAAAAUUAUCUCCCAUGCAAGCUAUCAUAACCCCGUAAGAUAUAGUUACGAUAUUGCGUUGAUAAAACUCGAGAAACCAGCCAACUUGAACAAAGCAGUUGGACUAGUUUGUGUUCCAGAUGGCAACAGUCCAGCGAUGCCAAUCGAUAAUUUGAGCAAGAAGUGUUGGAUAACAGGGUGGGGAAGGUUAGCUUCUGGAGGGGCUACUCCUGAAAAAUUGAUGCAAGCAUCGGUGCCUCUUGUCUCAAAAUCGAGGUGUCUUAAGGGUUACCCGAACAUGAUCCACGACUCCAUGCUGUGUGCAGGACUUGAUAAGGGUGGAGUCGAUGCUUGCCAGGGCGAUAGUGGCGGUCCGCUGGUCUGUCAAUACAAUGGCAGAUGGUUCUUGGAAGGAGCUACUAGUUGGGGUCAUGGAUGCGCUGGCCCUAUGAAGUACGGUGUGUACGCAAAAGUACGUUACGUCAAGAGCUGGAUCGAUCAGAUCAUGAAGAGCAACUGAAUCAAGUGCUAUUUGUACCAGCUCUGAAGUGAUGUCUAAUCAAAUAAAAUUUAAUGAU